Molecule: messenger RNA, 745 nt
Organism: Chaetomium fimeti
Lineage: Eukaryota; Fungi; Ascomycota; Sordariomycetes; Sordariales; Chaetomiaceae
Exons: 1
Coding region: 152-655 (167 amino acids)
Source: RefSeq, a predicted model, not a curated record
GGUGGGUUAUGUGUUGAGUGCUUUGCUGACGCAAUACAACGCUUACCGAUAGUUUUAUUCUAGUGCGUGCUAUCUUGGGUCGUGCGGUACCCCAAGGGGGCUGCUUCGCUCCUCACUCGCGGGCCUGCACGCCUGGCUUGAGGUGGCAUCAAUGCUUGGUUAUGGAGCGGAGCGGAGCGGCUUUGGCGUAUUAUCAACGAAUACUUGGUCAUGGAAAAGCUCUGGUGUGAUAUCCAAUGGCUUGACCGUGGAGCGGCUUGGGCAUGGUAUGUACGCGUGCAUUGGCUACACCACCACUUCGCUUGCUUGCAAUAUUUUGGCUCUUGGCACGUCGAACACCACGGGUCUGUCUAGAGUCUCCGUGUCUAUUGCGCGGUUUCGGGUUCUGGGUUACACCAUGAUCCUGUCUGUCUGCGGGGGGGUGACUGCUUCCGACUGGGUAUCAGGCGUGAUUCAAGGGAUCGUGGGGACUUGGGUAAUGUUAUGCUUGGCCAUCCUCGUCGAGUUGGGUGAGUCCCCACCCCGGCGAGGAGGCAGAGUUGGAUGUUGUUGUUUGUUUUGGGCAAAGUCACUGUGCUUUACCGCCGACGGGGGCCCUCAUUCAUUGUUCUCCGAGCUCCCUCUGCCUUUUUGGUAUUAUGUACCGCUCCGUUAGAUCAAAAGCGGUGUGUUGCGGAUUGGCUUCAUGACGUUCUUUAACCGUAAAUAAUCACUUAAAAUAGGAUAUCCAACUUAUCUCUAGAAA